Molecule: messenger RNA, 3159 nt
Organism: Xylaria bambusicola
Lineage: Eukaryota; Fungi; Ascomycota; Sordariomycetes; Xylariales; Xylariaceae
Product: P-loop containing nucleoside triphosphate hydrolase protein
Exons: 3
Coding region: 1-3159 (1052 amino acids)
Molecular function (GO): ATP binding; ATP-dependent chromatin remodeler activity
Source: RefSeq, a predicted model, not a curated record
AUGGUGCGGCCAUCAGAUCCCAUCGUCAUUCCAGAUGACGACAGCACAGCUUCCGAGGCAUCUGCGGGCAAUGAAGUCAACAAGUCACGCCUGACAAAGCGUAAGCUGUCUACCAAACCAACCAAUUACGAUGACUGGAGCGACGAAUCUGAUGGGAAUCAUGCAACCUUCAAAAAGCGGAAGGCUACCUCUAAGAAACCUAGCACUGUCAAAGGUAAAGAAAAAGCUGUUCCGAGGGGUAGGUCGUCACGAAAACCUGCCGACCGCAAGGCCAAACCGAAUUUAAACGGUAGUACUGCCUCAGAAGAUGAAUCUGCUCUGUCCACAUCGUUGCCUACCUACUUCCAGAAACGUCGUAAGGCCUUCGAUGAGAAUUGCCAAGCUUUUCACGAAGCAGGUCUACGACUGCCGCCAGAUUAUUCAGAUGUGUACUUUUCCGAUGACGAGCGGCUUGCAGAUCUCGAAGAAAAGCCACAGUUUGGAUCCACUAGUGGCAUCAAUCCUUGCCACCCAUACAAGGACAUCAAGAUCGCUGGCGGGCUUAUACCGGCUUCUCUCGCACAAUAUCUGCGAGACUAUCAGAUCCAGGGAGUGCAGUUUUUGUACGACCUUUUCAUACAUCAGCGCGGCGGUAUUCUUGGGGAUGAUAUGGGUUUGGGGAAAACUGUUCAAGUUGCUGCUUUCUUGACUGUCGCCUUCGGGAAAACUGGCGACAGCCGUGACGCAAAACGGAGGCGCACCAAGGAUGAUUGGUAUCCCCGGGUUCUGAUCGUAUGCCCAGGGUCUUUGAUCAAGAACUGGACAAAUGAACUAGAGAGAUGGGGAUGGUGGGUCGUCGAUGUUUUCCAUGGUUCCAAGCGUGACGAUGUUCUUGGUACCGCCCAGGCUGGGAGACUUGAGGUUAUGGUAACGACAUAUACGACAUACAAGAACAGCGCAAAUGAAGUCAACAUUGUGCCUUGGGAUAUCGUCAUCGCUGACGAAUGCCAUUGCAUAAAGGAUCCAGCGGCUGGCAUCACGCAGUCCAUGAAUUUGGUCAACUCAUUAUGUCGAAUCGGAUUGACCGGAACAGCUAUUCAGAACAACUAUGAGGAGCUAUGGGCGCUGCUAAACUGGACUAAUCCAGAUUGUUUUGGCACACUUGGAGAAUGGCAGCGCAUGGUCGCCCAGCCCCUCGCUCUUGGCCAGAGUCACGACGCUACCCUCCACCAGUUGAGCACGGCGCGUACGACGGCGAAGAAGUUGCGAGACAACCUUCUUCCCAAGUUCUUCCUACGUCGCCUCAAGAGUUUGAUCGCCGACCAGUUACCCAAAAAGAGCGAUAAACGAGAGGCAUAUGAGAACAUUCUCUCUAGUCCAAUCGCACAAUUUGUUCUAGAAUCGUUUGACCAGUGCCCAUGCGGCUCAGGCAAUACGAAAGGGCACUGCUGCUUCGAGAUGAAUGCUGAUGGAGAAAAAUGGCAAGCUCUCACCUUCCCUCUCAUUAUAUCGCUGCAGAAGCUGGCCAAUCACUUCAAUCUUCUCAUGCCGCGUACUACCGACCUGGCCGAUAAAUAUCAGAGAGAAAUUCGGAUCCUGCAAGCUGCAGCACCGCGCGAUUGGGAAACACACUAUGCAAGUCGAGACUCAAUCCUCAACCUUGCCAAUCCUGAAUACUGUGGAAAAUGGAAGGUUCUCAAGAAACUGUUGGAGUUCUGGCAUAAGAACGGCGACAAAGUUUUGGUCUUCUCUCAUAGCGUAAGGUUACUCAAUAUCCUACAACAGCUCUUCAACAAAACAUUGUACAACGUCAGUUACCUGGAUGGCUCACUGUCGUAUGAGGAUCGUCAAGGUGUCGUCGAUAAUUUCAAUUGCGAUCCGAAUCAAUUCAUUUUUCUCAUAUCAACAAAGGCAGGCGGGGUUGGUCUCAACAUCACUUCUGCUAACAAGGUCGUCAUCAUGGAUCCGCACUGGAAUCCAAGCUAUGAUCUGCAGGCACAGGAUCGUGCAUACCGAAUUGGUCAAGUACGUGAUGUCGAUGUAUACAGAUUGAUAUCUGUAGGAACGAUCGAAGAGAUCACAUAUGCACGGCAAAUUUACAAACAACAACAGGCCAACAUUGGGUACAAUGCAUCGAAUGAACGUCGCUAUUUUAAAGGCGUCCAACACCAGAGCAAAGGCGAGCUGUUCGGCAUACAGAAUCUGCUGACUUAUAACGGCGACGAAGGCGUCCUUCGGAAUAUCGUGAAUAAAACUAAUGUGGCCGAAGCUAGAGCAGGUGUCAAGAUGAUUGAUAUUAACAUUGAUGAGGUUGCUCAGGCUGCAGAAAAGGAUCUUUCUAUCAAGAAAGAAGGAGGGGCCGAUGAUGAGACUGGGGGUCUAAAGCAGCUCUCUACCAUGCUCACAGCUCCGAGAAACAAACGCGGUGUGAUACAGGAGCCGAAUGUUGCCAACAAGGCUAAGAGUGACCCGAUACAGGCUAUUCUAGCUGGUGAAGGCGUUGAAUACACUCAUGAAAAUUCGGAAGUGAUUGGGUCGUCUAAAAUCGAGAACGAAAUAUCCCGAUGGGCUGAGAAGGCAAUGGACCCAGAGGGUGGCCUCUCUGGAUUAGCUCUGUUCUUGGAAACCCAGCAAGCUCACUCAGCAAAUGAGGAUCAUAAAUUCUUUCACUCCGAAUUCAACCCACCAGGUGAUGUUAUGCAACGCCAGUUCUGCAGUAUGGCUAAAGAGUUCGGUUUUGCCAGUGUUACAGAAUUCGCUCUUGCCGUCGAGAGCAUGACACAAGAGCAGCGCAGAAACUGCCUCGAUUCGUUCUACAAGAUCCGUGCCGAACAAUUAGGGAAAUCCGAGGACAUUAAUCAUAGAGGUGACAUGAAGAUGGAGGUAAAGGAUAAGAAUCUCGUGAAGACGGAGGUAGAUGAUAGCAACCUCGUGAAGCUGGAGGUGGACGCCGCCGACCCAAAUCACACCGAUAGUUCUUUGGAAUUUAAGGCAGAUGUGGAUAAAGAAGAUCUUCCGGCGCAAAGUGUCAAUAGGGGGAUACAUAACAUCAAGCCAGAGCCUACUGAGAGUCCGCUUCGUAUGCCUCUACCGGUUGUACCCAGCCCGGACGGAGUUAAGCCAGAUAGGCGUUCGAUCUCAAUUUGGCUGUCUGAUGAUGAAGAAACGGAUGAGUUAUGA